Messenger RNA from Erythranthe guttata (spotted monkey flower), 1894 nucleotides. Its product is annotated as protein CANDIDATE G PROTEIN-COUPLED RECEPTOR 7. NCBI's taxonomy places the organism in Eukaryota, Viridiplantae, Streptophyta, Magnoliopsida, Lamiales, Phrymaceae. Gene Ontology annotation, cellular component: Golgi apparatus; membrane. Gene Ontology annotation, biological process: transport. The record is from RefSeq and is a predicted model, not a curated record.
AUUACUUCCAUUCUGGUCAGCGGUCACAUUUUCAACACUUAUGCCCCCCUCGAUCCAAUCGAGCCAGAUCUAAGGGCAUUUGUGGAAUAAAAAAUAUUACAGUUGUGAAAUUCACUCCACCGGCACUUCUUUUUCUCUCUCUCUCUCUCUCUCGAUUUCCCCAUUUCCCCAAAUCCGAUCCAAUCUCCUCCGCCGCACCACCACCACCACCACCCCCUUCCGUCGCUCCGCCGCCCAAUCGAAAUGAGGAACCUACUCUCUCUCCUCCCUCUCCUCCUCGUCCUCCUGCCGCUCGCCUCCGCGGAGAUCAAAAGCCUAAAAAUCUCCGCCGAUUCACGGCCCAUGAUCCUCUUCGAGCGAUUCGGAUUCACGCACACCGGCCGAACCACCAUCGCCGUCUCCUCCGUGUCGGUGAUGUCCAACGUCGGCUCCCCCGAUCCCUCCCGAUUAGGUUUCUUCCUCCUCUCCGAGGAAUCCCUAAUUCAGGUCCUCCUCGAACUCCAGGGCAACCCUUCCUUCUGCGUGCUCGACUCCAAUAACAUCAAUCGCCUCUUCACCUUCCGGGAUCUCUCCCCUCCGCCGCACUCCUCCUUCAACCAAUCCUACCCGAUCGCUUCUCCGAACGAGUAUUCCCUCUUCUUCGCCAAUUGCGCCCCUGAAUCUGCUGUCUCCAUGAAUGUCCGCACCGAGCUUUACAAUCUCGACGGCCGUGGAAGAGAGAAGGACUUCUUGUCCGCCGGCCUAACUCAAUUGCCGUCGUUGUAUUUCUGUUUCUCCGUCCUUUAUUUUGGAUUUCUGGCAUACUGGUUUUUUAUCUGUUUCCAAAAUAAGAAGUCGGUUCAUCGGAUCCAUUUGCUGAUGGGAGUUUUGGUUGUUAUGAAGGCAUUGAAUUUGCUCUGUGCAGCAGAGGAUAAACAUUACGUGAAGGUUACGGGGACCCCACACGGAUGGGAUGUGUUGUUUUACAUAUUCCAGUUUAUUAGGGUUGUUCUGUUGUUUACUGUGAUUGUUUUGAUCGGUACGGGGUGGUCGUUUUUGAAGCCGUUUUUGCAGGAGAAGGAGAAGAAGGUCUUGAUGAUUGUGAUCCCUCUGCAGGUCUUGGCAAAUAUUGCGUCUAUCGUGAUCGGUGAAACGGGGCCGUUUAUCAAGGAUUGGGUGACAUGGAAUCAGGUUUUCCUGUUGGUGGAUAUUAUUUGCUGCUGCGCGAUUAUUUUUCCCAUUGUGUGGUCUAUUAGGUCAUUGAGGGAGACUUCGAAGACUGACGGGAAGGCUGCUAGGAAUCUGGCAAAGCUUACCCUUUUUAGGCAGUUCUACAUCGUUGUUAUUGGGUACUUGUACUUCACGAGGAUCGUGGUGUUUGCUCUUAGGACUAUUGCUGCUUAUAAGUACCAGUGGGUGGCUAGUGCAGCUGAGGAGAUUGCGAGCCUUGCCUUUUAUGCCAUAAUCUUUUACAUGUUUAGGCCAGUUGAGAAGAAUGAGUACUUUGCACUUGAUGACGAGGAGGAAGAGGCUGCGGAGUUGGCUCUUCGAGACGAGGAAUUCGAGCUUUGAAGAUGGAAAUCCGAAAUGCUGCUCCUUUUUGAUACUAUAGCGGCCUCACAUCUACAGAUUGUGAGUUUAUAUAGCGAUUAUAUGGAUAGGUUUGCUGCAAAGUUCUGAUUGUGUACUUGUUCCGUUUAUUUUUCUUACCUUUUAAAUUCUCUUAGAGGUACAAUGAGUUUUAUCUGACUAUUGGCUUUCAAUUCUCUAUCACGGAAAAUGUUAUUUCAUUUUACAAAUGUCAUCACUCUUUGUUGAGUGCAUUGUUGCCGAGCUGGAAAUAGUUGGCUAUUCAGUUGUCUUAUCGAUUUGUCUUAUUUUUCUCCAUCCAUAAUGCCAUUGUUGUGGUUUGCCA